Messenger RNA from Aspergillus wentii DTO 134E9, 1925 nucleotides. Its product is annotated as O-phospho-L-serine:2-oxoglutarate transaminase. Lineage: Eukaryota; Fungi; Ascomycota; Eurotiomycetes; Eurotiales; Aspergillaceae. Gene Ontology annotation, molecular function: O-phospho-L-serine:2-oxoglutarate transaminase activity; pyridoxal phosphate binding. The record is from RefSeq and is a predicted model, not a curated record. Gene Ontology annotation, cellular component: cytoplasm. Gene Ontology annotation, biological process: L-serine biosynthetic process. The coding region runs from base 97 to 1431 and encodes 444 amino acids. The transcript has 3 exons.
CUUUUUCUCGAACCCCUCUUUCCUGGCCAUUGAAGGUUAAAUUUCUAAUAUAUCCUUGGGAAUUAACCCAUCCUCAUAUAUAUCGAAGCAAACAAAAUGCCUAGCAGACAAGAAGUUUCUUACUUUGGAGCUGGCCCUGCCCCCCUUCCCACCUCUGUCGUCGAGGCUGGCGCAAAGGCCUUUGUCAACUACAACGACUGCGGACUCGGACUCGGAGAGAUCUCUCACCGUUCUUCUACCGCGAACAAGAUUCUCGAGGACACCAAGGCUAGUCUGACCACCUUGCUUGACAUCCCCAACAACUAUGAGAUCCUGUUCAUGCAGGGUGGUGGCAGUGGAGGAUUCAGCGCAGUGGUGCAGAAUCUUGUCGGUGUUUGGAUCGAGCGCAGACGUCGAAGAGCAGAGGCCGAAGUUGUCAAGGCCAAUCCAAACGCAGACAAUACACAGCUGGACGAAUUAGUCUUCCAAACACUGCAGAAGGAGGUCAGCGAGGAGCUGAAGCUGGAUUACCUGGUUACGGGCUCUUGGUCGCUGAAGGCAUACCAGGAGGCCAGCCGGCUGGUGGGAUCCAAGUACGUCAAUCUCGCCGUGGAUGCGAGAAAGGCCAAUGAUGGAAAGUUCGGCAAGAUCCCGGAUGAGGAGACUUGGUCACUCACACCAACCAAGAAGGAGGGUGGAAAGGGCUCCGCAUUUGUCUACUACUGUGACAAUGAGACCGUGGACGGAGUUGAGUUCCCAGACUUCCCUAAAUCUCUGGAGCCUCAAGGUGUGGAUGAGGAAGAUGAGAGAAUUGUGGUGGCCGACAUGAGCUCCAACUUCAUCAGCAGAAAGAUCGACGUCAGCAAGUACUCGGUUAUCUUUGGCGGCGCCCAGAAGAACAUUGGUGUCACUGGUAUCACCAUCGUCAUUAUAAAAAAGUCCCUCCUUCCCCCACAGACAGCGACUCCCCCGGCACCACUCCUUCAGCGGUUGAACAUCGGUGGUCUCCCCGGUGCAGUCGUUCUCGACUACGCUACCAUUGCCAAGAACAACUCUCUCUACAACACCCUGCCCAUCUUCAACCUUUGGGUUGCCGGCCAGGUCAUGGCCGACCUUGUCAGCGCAUACGGGGCCCAGAAGAUCAGUGGCCAAGAAGAAAUUUCAAACCGCAAAGCAAAUAUCAUUUAUUCAGUCUUGGAUAAAUACCCACAGGUUUACCGCGUUGUCCCGGACAAGAGUGUCCGAAGCAGAAUGAACAUCUGUUUCCGUGUUCACGGCGGAGAUGCUGAGAAAGAGAAGGAGUUCCUGGCUGGGGGUGAGAAGCUGUUGCUCCAGGGUUUGAAGGGCCACCGCAGUGUUGGAGGCAUGCGGGCCAGCAACUACAAUGCUGUGCCGCUGGAGAAUGUCCAAAAAUUGGCCAAGUACCUGGAGGAUUACGCCACUGGACAGUAGACGUCAUUCUUCUAUACAGAUGAUAGGGGACGCGGUAGGUGAAGCAACCGAAAUAAUCAACAACAGAUAGUUGUGAGGUUUAUUCAACAUAGCGCCUGAGAUAUGGUACAGAGAAGGAAAAAGUCAUUUAUGAUACACGGGACAGAGCGGGUCCUGGAGGCUGUCAAAGCUUCCAGACGAUCCAACCCUUCAGAUCGAGCUCUUGAAUGAUCCCUUGAAGCGGGCCUUGGAGUUCUACUCCUUGCGCCCAAAGCUUUGGUCCUGCCAUAUAGCUGAUGAAUCCUUCCGGUCCUGAAAGAAGGAUCAUUUUACUUUUGCAAGAGCUCUCCGAAGCACGUGUAGAAUCAGUGAAGUCCAAAAUAGCCUUCUUUCCGAUAGCUUUGUUUUCUUCAUCCACAAAAUAAUCCACAGUAACUUGACCUGGGUAUUGGGAUUUGAGAGCUUCCAGCUCUCGGACCAUUAGAGAUGUAGAGGUGUCCUUUUGCAGUUCUGCC